This is a messenger RNA of Phymastichus coffea, 1424 nucleotides long. RefSeq names its product F-box only protein 44-like. Gene Ontology annotation, biological process: glycoprotein catabolic process; SCF-dependent proteasomal ubiquitin-dependent protein catabolic process. Gene Ontology annotation, molecular function: protein binding; ubiquitin protein ligase activity. The transcript is spliced from 5 exons. The record is from RefSeq and is a predicted model, not a curated record. The coding region runs from base 309 to 1382 and encodes 357 amino acids. NCBI's taxonomy places the organism in Eukaryota, Metazoa, Arthropoda, Insecta, Hymenoptera, Eulophidae. Gene Ontology annotation, cellular component: cytoplasm; SCF ubiquitin ligase complex.
UACUACAACUACUACUGCUGCUGCUGCUACUACUUAUCAUUUGACAGUUGACGGAUUUCGAAAGCCUAACUCUUCGUGCAUAUGACUCUAAAAAGGGAUUAUGAAACUUGCAAUUUUAUGAAAAUAAAAGAACAUGGAGGAUAGCCAGAGCAUAGAGACAGCCAGACAGGAAACUUCAAACCACGGAGAUGGCGUGCCCAUAAAAAAUCUCGGCCGGCUCGGACAGGCCCUAUGGAGACAGACCCUAACAGAGUUUAUCUAUAAUAAUUUUUAAAGUACACUUAACAUUUUCAGAUUCCACAAUUACUAUGGAAGCUAUCUGUAAAAAAAAAAAGAAAAAAGAAAAAACUCUAAAUAAAAGUGUAUUAAGACAAGGCAGGAAAAUUAAGUUAGAUAUUUUUAAAAAUGAAUUAACAAAUAAGCAUUAUAAAACAACAGAUAAGCAAUCGACAAACUUUUUUAAACAAAAUGAAAAGUCAAAGUUUUUGUUAACAAAUGAACACAAAAAUAUCAAUGGAUUAAUAUUUAAUGACAAGUAUAUUCCUGAAGAAUUGCUGAUAGAAAUUUUAUGUUAUGUAAAUUCCAAAUCUUUACUCGAUUGUCAAUUAGUUUGUCAAUACUGGAAAACAAUUAUACAAACACGAGUUUGGCAUAAGAAAGCUGAGCAAACAAUACAGCAAACUUUAAGUUUUGACAAACGUACACCAUGGAUGACUUACUAUUGUAUGUCACAUAAAAUGCCUUUUGAUAAAAAUUUAAUAAAAAAUCAUUCAGGACAAAAUGGUACUGAUUCUCACUGGGAAUUGCCUCCAAUCUCAAGUAUACAAUGGUCAACAGAAAAUCCCAUGGUACCAUUAUUGCCUGAUGAUUUGUCACUCAAGGACGAAAAAGUUUGCUUUGUUACAUCUUCCUGUAUGACUUGGAAAUAUCAAGUUAUAGAUCUGAUCAAAGAAGGUUUUACAAGCUAUUUAUUAGACUAUUUACAACCAACAAUACAAGUAAGCGAGUGGUUUUGCUGUUUAAAUACUCCUGCAAAGUACAUUUGUGAUAUAGAACUCUUAAAAGACAAUGGAGAAAAGAAACUGAUAUAUUGUAGUUUAGAAAAUUAUGAUGACUCAAGUUGGGAUAUGUAUAAUCAUUUUACAUUUUCAAGAAUUAUCAAAACUAGUGAACAAAACCAGUGGUACAAAUAUGAACAAAAAUUUAAAAAUUAUGGCAGAGGAUUAAGAAAAAUAAAAUUUAUCCAUGGCGGUAGGAAGAUAAAUCAUUAUGGCAAUGCUAUUGAAAAUGAAAUUGGAGUCAAAAUGACAAGAGCUUGUAUUAAAAUAGACUUACCUUCUUUAGAUUACAAUCACAUAAAAAGUUUAAGUUCAUUUUACUAAAUAUAACUGUGAUACAAUACAAAAUGUCACAUUAAUAUAAAA